AGCAGCAAAAAGGCGAUCAUGGCUGCAAGCGGUAGAACGGUUCUAUCCUCGCUCCGACCAUGAUCUCCCCGAGAGAUCUGUUUCCGAUACCCCGCCCGUCUCUUCUCCCUCUCCCCCGGUGAAUCAACCAAUUGCGACAGUCAUGAGUGGGAUCCCACCCGGAUCCCCCUCGCCAGCCGUAACCAACUUAUAUCUUGCCCAGAUGAUCCAUACAGCCACUACCAAACAGUCCGAAUGGAUGAGUAAUUUGAUCAAAAUGCAGGCCGCCCAUACGGAAAGGAUGGAGCAGAUAAUGAGCAGGUUGAUCAAGCCUAACCCGACCCCUGCUCGGCCUGCCCCUGCGUCAUUUCCAAUCCUACCUGCCCCACCUACUCCAGGUUGCGCACCUCAGUUCCCUCAUCUAGCGAAUCAGGCCGGAAAGAUCGAGUGUUUUAACUGCAAACAGCCUGGACAUUUCGCCCGCGAUUGCCCGCAACCCAGGCGAAGUCAGCACCCACCUGCGGCGGCCCCCGUGACCCUGAAUCAAGGACAAGUGGCCGCUUUGAUGGAUACGAACCAAGGAGGAGAACUCGGGGCAUAUGCCCCCGAGCAGCCUUCCCCGUCGUUGAUAACAGCGUCAACCUCGAGAGCUUCUUCCUCUGACGCCGCUGACGUGGUCGACCCUCUCGAGUAUCUCCAUCUCGCAGGCAUGAUCGGAGCAAUCCGAUCGGUCCCAGAUGAUCUCGAGUGGGACGAUCGCGAGUCCAAUCCAGGACCGCAGUUUCGGACAAGAGACAUUGACGUACUGAGAACACUCCAGCAGUUGGACAUUCGCGUGCCCGUCCCAGUGGGACAUCUGCUCACCAUAUCUGAAGUGGCGAACGAUAAGCUUCUACAACAAUGCCAGAAAAAUCAAAAGCGUUUUACUUAUCAGCGCAUACAACGGAUGUUGAAAAAGAAGGAAGGAAGCGAGGAAGUCGCGUCUCCCGAACCUGACACAAAAGAGCCCGAACCUGAAGUCGCCCGUAUAGCAGCGAUCUCUUUUGUAGAAAAGGAUCACUUCGUACGAGCUCGACCGGUGCUAUGGAAAAGUGCGGAAUGUGACUGUGAAGUUUGGGGCAAGCUGUUCAAUGCCCUUAUCGACACAGGGUCGUCAACAGUGGCCAUAUCGUUAGAUACCGUCAAGAAGACGGGGCGACUUAAGUCCAUUCUUCCUCAAUUUGGCAAGGACAACUAUGUCUCUGCCGACGAGGAAACAAUGAACAUUGUAGGGAUUAUCGAAAACGUGGCUGUAAAAGUCGGACGAGUACACGUCCUAGUUAACGCACUUGUAAUCGACGUACGUUUCAAGAUGGCGCUUGAGAAGUGUCAAUUUUUUCUCACCAUCAUUCCCUUCCUGGGGCACGUGGUGACGGACAAGGAACUCCAACCGGAGCCGCUGAAGGUGGCAGCUGUUAGGGACGCGCCAGUGCCUACCACUAUCACGCAAGUUCGCGCCUUCCUGGGCCUAGCCUCGUAUUACCGAAGAAUUAUCAAGGGCUUCGCGGCGAUUGUGGGACCCCUCACAAAUCUCCUGCGAAAGGAUCAACCAUUGAUCUGGACGCCGGAGUGCGAUCAAGCGUUUUCCAAACUCAAGGCUGCUCUCAUUUCGGCUCCGGUCCUUAUAAGACCAGAUCCCGAAAAGCCUUUUGUUCUCAUCACCAACUGGCAGCCAGAGGCGAUUUUGGCGAUCCUUGCCCAGGUGACGUGGACGGGCACUAGCGAGCAUCCCACGUGGAUCGAGAAUCCGGAGCUGUUGAUCAUACAGGGUUGGAGGACUAACACGGAAGGAGAUCUCAUUGGAUUCCUCUUUGGGUCGGUACGACCAGGGCGCUGUUACUUGAUAGCACAGGAGCUCAUCGCACCGAUCGUGCAAUUGGCGGACGAUCUCUCGCCCGACAUUUACUUUGAAAACAACAACAGUCCCGCUCCGUACAUUUUCGAGCGGUCCUUGGAUCCGUACCUCCAGUGGACUUCGUGCUUGGAGGAACCUAGGGACGAGGAUACCCUACCAUCGCGGCAGAAAUAUCUGAAGCCGUACAAGAUCCCUUACGCCUUCUACCCGAGGGCAGAAGAAGUGGUGAUCAACGACGACGACGACGAAGAAGAUGGCGACCCUGCAGCCGCCACCUCAAGUACCGCACGACGGAGACGGCGCCGAUCCCCCUCCUCCUCCAGCCCCACCCGUCCCCCAGUUCGCCCAUGUACGGAUGCGGGCGAUAGGCCUUUGUCCUCAGACGCUGUCCCGCCGGCCCCUUGAUUUCCUCACCCUCAAAAAGAUCUGUACCCCCAUCACCUUCCCUUCCCACCCUUUCCAUCCCCAUCUCUUCCGUGA
Chara braunii is the source of this 2353-nucleotide messenger RNA. The record is from the annotation of a GenBank genome assembly. Lineage: Eukaryota; Viridiplantae; Streptophyta; Charophyceae; Charales; Characeae.